UCUCGCCCGCCGCUCUCACCCGGAACGCAACCCGUCUCCGGCUCCCGCACUCGGCCGUUUCUAUAAAUACCUGCUCAAGAUUUAAGAACUCCUUUGACGGCAGAUGUGAGAUCUCUCCAAAACGGCCGGCCCGGCCUCCGUGCUAUUGCCAGGGCCUUUCAUGUUUUGGUUCGUGGAGUUUUGCGGGAUAAAAGAACGCACCAUGUGGCUGUUGAGGCAGUAAUCUUGCAGCAAGGAUUUAUCAUUGAACCUUACCGGCUGCCGGGUCUACAAUGGAUUCUCUUAAAAGGAUUUUACUCUACGCCAGUCUUUGCUUGUUUUGGGCUGACUGUUCGAACCCAGGCUGUGUGGAGGUUGAAUCGGACACUGAGGCAGUCAAGGACAAGAAAAUGAAGCUGAGGUGCAUCUCCUGCAAGAAGCGGGGUGAGACCGAGGCCUCGACGAUUGCCGAGUGGUACUUCAGACCCAGGAAGAAUGAAACCUUCUACAAGCUCUGUAUCUCUUUAUAUCUUGUAUCUCCUCCUUCCUCUUUCUCUCUCUCUCUCCCUUCUAUCUCCCUCCUCUCUCCCCUUUCCUCUCUCUCUCCCCCUCUCCCUCUCUCCCUCCCCUCCCCUGCUCUUCCUUCCUCUCCUCUUCUUUCCCCUCCCCUCCCCAUUCCCCCCUCUCCAUCCCUCUCCUCCUCCCCCUCCUCUCUCUCCCCUCUCUCCCCUCCCUUCCCCACCUUCCCCUCCCUUCUCAACCACUCUCUCCCCUCCCCUCCUGUCACCCCUCUCCCCCCCCUUCUCCACCGCCCCUCUCCUCCCUCUUCCCCCCCCCUGCAGAUAUACGAGUACAGUUACUCCGACCAGGGCAUCUCCUACGGCAACUUUGAGAACCGGAUCAAGUGGGGGGGAAGUAAGGACACCGCAGACAUCCAGGAGGCAACGAUAUUUCUGCACAACGUCACUUUCGAGGACGCUGGCACCUACAAGUGCUACUUCAACCGGACGUUCUUCUUCCGAAAGGGAGAGUUCAUCUUCUUCACGCAGACGAACAAAACCAUUGAACUGACAGUUGUUGCAAAAGCUAACCGUCUGCUGGCAUCCAUCAUUGGGGAGAUCAUGAUGUAUUUCCUGAAUGUGGUGCUGACAUUGUGGCUGUUGGCGGAGAUGCUGUAUUGUUAUAAGAAAAUAGCUGCGGCAGGUGAAGAAGCUAUCCAGGAAAAUGCGUCAGAUUAUUUGGCAAUCACGUCGGGAAGUAAGGAAGAUUGUGCGGGGGUUCAGGUCGAGGAAUAACGAAGGGCACGUUGUUCAUUCUUCUGCAGUAUCGUAAGCAAUGGGUGUUGAAAAUGGACUUCAAGAACGUGGCAUGUGUGGGCCGACCCUCCUCGCAGAGGGGCUAAAUAUCUCCAUCAGUUUUAUCUCUUUUAUGCAAGUUUCACUUCAGAGAGAAUGCUUAAGACAUUAAACAUGCAUGAUCCUAUACAAAAUCAACGACGACACAAAAAAAAAUAAUUAUUGCGAUCAACAAGAUGUUUCCCAUAUGCCUACCAAAGAGGUCGCCCGCCUCGCUGGAUUAGUCGCAACUUUGCAAAGCUCCUGGUAUUUUUUUAAACAGAAAAUACCAGAGCAAGAAGUGCUUUGCAGGAAUCUGAGAUGAAGGAGGGGUGUUCCUUUUGCAAGGCUGUCCGCUGUAGGGUUUGAGAUUGCUUGAUAACUCUGGGGGUUCCCUGAUCCAUCCUUAGUCCUGCUCUCUCCCAAAUCCCUUCUCAGCCUCCCUGCCCGUGAAUAACAUGUAGGCUCCAGUUCCACACUGGGGAGAGGGCCCCCCCCCACCCCGCUUGGGGACGAGAAGGGUAUGGAGUAGUAGGGUGGAGUGGGGAAUUAGCUGUCCGGCUCCCAGUUUGUAGCUUGGCAUCUUGCUCUUUCAGUCAAGACG
Hypanus sabinus (Atlantic stingray) is the source of this 1917-nucleotide messenger RNA. RefSeq names its product sodium channel subunit beta-1-like. Bases 273 to 1274 code for a protein of 333 amino acids. Gene Ontology annotation, molecular function: sodium channel regulator activity. Gene Ontology annotation, cellular component: voltage-gated sodium channel complex. NCBI's taxonomy places the organism in Eukaryota, Metazoa, Chordata, Chondrichthyes, Myliobatiformes, Dasyatidae. The record is from RefSeq and is a predicted model, not a curated record. The transcript has 6 exons. Gene Ontology annotation, biological process: sodium ion transport; regulation of heart rate by cardiac conduction; cardiac muscle cell action potential involved in contraction.